Messenger RNA from Bathycoccus prasinos, 1257 nucleotides. RefSeq lists its product with no specific name. NCBI's taxonomy places the organism in Eukaryota, Viridiplantae, Chlorophyta, Mamiellophyceae, Mamiellales, Bathycoccaceae. The record is from RefSeq and is a predicted model, not a curated record. Bases 1 to 1257 code for a protein of 418 amino acids. The transcript has a single exon.
AUGCCUAAAAACAACGAGGAGCAGAAAAAGUGUAUCCCCGGCAAGACUUGGGUCGGUAAAGACUCAAAAGGUAAGGAACGCAUCUUGAUCGACGAGAACAACAAAUGGAACAAGAAGUGCAUGCGCGCCUUCGUUAAACGGUCGAAAGAUUUUUGCGAGCCCAUGGAUGACAAUCAAGAUCGCUUGUCCAAGAGAAUUAAAAACUUUGCUGAUAAUGAGUUUACUGUGUGUGUGCGUGAAACUGCGCUCACACAUAUACUGAAAACAACUCGGAACGCGCUCGUCAAAGAGAAAAACGCGCAGUUUCACUGUAAGUUUUCAACAACUUCGGACAGAUUCAAGACAGAGUACAAAAAGGCGUUUGAGAAAAAGUACUCGACUACUAAAAAAACUGUUUCUUUGGAGGUGGUUGAAGACGAUUAUAUUUGGACACCUCAGAAUGCAGAGUGCAGUUGCUUGCUCGCGUGCACUCCAUCGACAAAAAAAGUGAACUCUUUAGCGCCGUUCGAAGGUUUACUUCACGAGGACCACGACGGUUACGGGUGUUGCGUGUACGCAGAAAUGUUUACGAAUACAGAGGUUGAAAAACUCCUGAAAGGCGGUUUGAACGCUCCCGACGCUAAACCGGAAAAGGUUCGAAACGAGUACAGUACUGACGACGACUUCGAGUCAAAUAGAUUGCAAGCACCGCUGAAGGAUGAAGAAAGCAAACAACUUCUUGCUGACUUGAAGAGUAAAGGAAUCGUUCACAAAGAUUACGAGUUUCAAAUCCCAGACGUAAGGAAGUGUCAAAUGCUCGGGAAUGCACCAGGUCCUCUCGCAGAACAGCAAAUGCACAAAGAUAACAAAGGGAACGCAAAGACAGGCGGUGAUCUCGUCAACGUCAUCGUUGCGCUCAAUUUGAUGUACUUGACCAUGUACAGAGAAGGAGAUGGUAAGGUGUAUAAGAAGGAUGUCUGGCUCACACCCGGUUCUGUGUUGUGCUUAUCCGGGUACGCUGCUCACGGCGGGAUGGGCGCUUUACGCGAACCUGAGAAAAACGAUUGUCAUACCCACACACCAAAACGUAUCCAUCUGUAUUUGAAAAGAACGGAAAAUCCGGAUGUGGGGUUUGCGUUUUUUGGAGAUGGGGAUGAUCCGUUGCUCGAGAAAGAAACCGGAUUACUUCAAACGGUGUACUUUACGGGAAUAGACGAUUUCAUCGACGAAACGAACGAAUUCUGGAAAAAAUUAGGCAAUCAUUUGAAACUUGUUUGA